AUGCCUAAGUUCCCUCGCAUGUUAAAAGGGAUUCGGAGUAUUGUGCCAGCGUCUAGAGAGACCACCCUCUUCCCCAUUUUCAGCCGACAUUAUUCCUAUCAACGCCCUCAGCCCCAGAUGGCUAAUAUUGCCGGAAAUACACAGGAUUUCUUUAGUUAUACUAGUGGACGAUGGGUUUGGAACGAAAGGCAACAACUUCAAGAGAGGUAUCGUGAAUUUGAUAUACUUGAAUUACAGAAAAUCGCUGUGGAAUCAUCAUCUUCUGGUUCCUGUGCUCGUUCUUAUGGCACCCCGAUCUUCGUACUCCGAACAUUUUCGUCGACGAUAGUGGUCAUAUCACGAGCAUCAUCGACUGGCAAAGCACAGGCACUGGUCCUUUGUUCCUCGAAGGCCGUCAUCCUCAUUUUUCUCGACUACAACGGGGACCUGGUCCUCGAACUACCCGAGAAUUUUAAGCAACUGGACGAAAAGACGCCAAACGCUGUGAAGGACAAAGUCACCAACUCGAUCCUAGUCUAUCUCUAUGAGAAAUACACAGCAGAAAGAAACCCCAUCUUAAGCAAAGUGUUCCAAUACCCGACUGGAAAAACAUUAACAGACCCUAUCCACUUCGUGGGAAAUACAUGGGACGGGGAUAUUCUACCCCUACGAGAGUCUCUAAUCAGGAUACAGAAGAUGUCUGCACUGGCAGGAAGUGGAAUCUCUUCGGCCGUACGGCCGAGUGCCCCAUCACCUUUACCCCUGGAAGAAAUUCGCCAACAUUACGAGGAUGGUGAAGGCUGGAAUGAAGUCCAAGACUUCUGGGACGCCUUGUCGGGAAUCAUGAGCAGGGAUGGCUGGACCUCCCAUGAAACCUACGAUCAGGCCACUUCCAUUUAUUCUCAGAUCCGCCCUCCAAUCAUGAUGUGUAGGGUCGGAGACGUACGUCUAUUCUGUGCGGAGACCGUCUCAAAAUAAAAAAAAAAAAAAACAACAACAUGGGUUUCUAUCGGCGAAUGAUAUUUGCGUAAAAUUGUUAUAAGAACUGUCACUGUAUGUCUGCCGUGACUUGAUGUGGUCCCUGUUUCUUUGAGAUACCCGGUGCGGAAGCUGUCGAAGGGUGAAGAUGUUUCUAGAGUCAGGAGGGAAAGUUCUUAGAAGAAUGAGAGGAUUCUUAUAUACAGGGGACUAGGCGGACGGUCAUUACGGUAGGGUAUCGGAUGACCAUAUUAAAGACUGAAACACUAACUCCCACACGGAAUGCAUAGGCCCUGUGCGCACUAUAUACAACAACAAUAAACCCAAACCCUAACGGCAUUAUUGACUCGCAGCAGUCGGACGCUUAAACGGAUGUGCUUCCGUAUUCCUGCCCAAACAUUAUUAGUAAAUCCAUUCCCCGAAAAGAGAUGUGAAAAAAAA
Molecule: messenger RNA, 1398 nt
Organism: Aspergillus ibericus CBS 121593
Lineage: Eukaryota; Fungi; Ascomycota; Eurotiomycetes; Eurotiales; Aspergillaceae
Exons: 3
Coding region: 1-957 (318 amino acids)
Cellular component (GO): mitochondrion
Source: RefSeq, a predicted model, not a curated record